Molecule: messenger RNA, 5472 nt
Organism: Bemisia tabaci
Lineage: Eukaryota; Metazoa; Arthropoda; Insecta; Hemiptera; Aleyrodidae
Gene: Oatp33Ea
Product: Organic anion transporting polypeptide 33Ea
Biological process (GO): transmembrane transport; sodium-independent organic anion transport
Cellular component (GO): intracellular organelle; membrane
Molecular function (GO): protein binding
Source: RefSeq, a predicted model, not a curated record
UUUAUAACUUUAUUUGAGUUAAUGUAACAAUAUUCAUCAGUUCAAAGCAGAAGUUUUUAAGUUCUUUAUAUAUGUAUCUUUGUAAAUUUUAUCUAUAUUAUUGGUGCCAAUUCUGCUCUUCCCCAACUCUCAGUUCUUUUCAGUGAUAAUUUGAAGUGGCGAAUUUCAGUAUUUCUUGCAAAAUUUUCACUAUUACAUAUUUUUGAUGAGGAUUGCAUACUUUAUUAUAGUUCAUUAAAUCUAGUAGCUCAAACACAUCUGCAACAUCCCAAAGAAUUUGAAACUCCCAGAAUUCAAUUAUAUAAAACUAUCAUGGAAAAAGUUAAAUGUGCGGAAGGGAUUGUAACAACGUUUCAGUACAAUAUUGGACAUUUUGUCUUUGUUUUGUCAAAUUGGAGAAUGGAGUGGACUAAAUUCAGCAGAUAAGAAUCAAGUCGCACCAAGUCGGGUCUAAGAAAUAGAGAUUUGAAGUUUUAACUCUUUACAGCACUUGAUGUUUAAGACAAAAUUUUACCCCUUUUUUACAAUUCAAUAUUCUUUCUUAACUUUGAAUUUUCGACAAAAUCAACUGUUCGACUGGUUUAGCUUAAAACUACUAGUGGCUGAAAACAAGGUGGUAAGAUAGUGCUAUGUCACCACUUGCAGGAAAGCAUGCCAACAAGCAUGGCCUUGCUUUCCUGCAAAGUUAUGUGGACCCAGCACUAUUCUCACACUUUGUUACAUACAGUUAGGGCCACAUUUUUUGGUGUUUCUUUCUUGUUAAGUCUGAAAAUAGAAAAUCAAAAUUUUGAAAUUAUGGUCAUAGUGACAUCAGCUUGUCCUCUGAAAGUGAUGUAGCAGUCUGAUGAUGGAUCUUGAGCACCAUUACCAACAAACAAACCUCAUGGGAAAUAAACAGCAAAAAUAUGUUGCAGAGAAAAUUUUAAUGCAAGUCUAGCAUGUAUAAAAUAUGUAAUAAAAUAAUAAAUUCCUUAGUCAAGAAUAUUUAUAAAAAAAAAUCAUUAGGAAAAACUCCUUAUUGAAUUCUGUGAUCAAGUUCUGUUUUGUGUCCCUUAAAUACACACUGUAGACUUACUAAUUGUAUUUGAAAUAAAUGUCAAGCGUUGGAUCAUGACUAGCUCAUAAAACAUUUUUCAAAAGUUUUGUUUGUCCAUGUAGGUUUUUUUUAGUGCCUUUUAACAUACGAUUUUACUGAAAAAUAUUGUUCGUUGUUAGACACCAAUGCAUUGUUUUCUUGCUGAAAAUUCUCAACAUCCGCUAGCAUAAGUCCCAAAUCAUUCCAGGCCCUUUACUACUGAUGUAUAUCUCUAAAAUUUGCUUCUGUGGCCUCAUAAAAAAUAGCGAAAAACAUCUACAAUAUACACAAAAUUGUAGAAAAGGAAGAAUUAAGUCCUGUGGGGAUAAGGCAUUAAAAGGGAAAAAAUACGGCUAAGUGUAUUUUGCGCUUCAUUUCUGUGCGCAUGUCCCUUUUGAAUAAGUUUUUGAAAAAUCUGAUCCGUUAAUUUGCAAUUUAAACUCUUCAAUCACGAAACAAAACCCUCUUAAAGGUGCAAGUCUCAAUAUUUGAACAAUAAAUUCUAAGAAAAUUCUUCAAAAUAGCACAAUUUUUUUUUCCCAAAUUGUAGUUUUAUGCUUUCAAUCGGAAAAAGAGAAACUUUUCAACAUCAAAAAUUCAAACUUUUUUUUUUGUAAUUGAAGCUUCAAAAUAGAAAUUGAGAAAGAGAGCUUUUUUGCCACAACUUUUUUUAACUUAAGUGGCGCUCUGAGGAAUUCUGAAUAAAAAAAAGUACUUGUAUUCCUACUGUCCUCCUGCGGCCCAGUGUGGGGGUGUAACAAUUUUCCGAAAAUCCUUCAUAUGGAUUAAAAUUACAAUCAUAAGUCUAGAUAAAGGCGGUCUUUUAUCAUCUUUGAAAAGAUUUCAACUCAAAAGGUUGAGCCUCGUGUUUUUAGUGUAUGGUUUCAAAGCCACUCGCCAAUUAUUUCACUGAUAAAGAAAAACACUGCCUUCACCUUGAAUUGGAUUUUCCAUUUUAAUUUCUCUUUUUCGCAUCAUCUGAUUACACAACUUUUGAGUGAGUUGAGCCAUUCUUUGCAUUUGUCAAGCAUGAUUUGUUUCUCUUUCUCUUUUUAUCUAUUAGAUUAGAUUCACUAUUACUUGUUUUAUCUUGCCAGAUUGAAAAGGUGGUUCCAAAGGGCACUCAAGUUUAGUAACAAAUACAGUUUGCUGAGAGCAUUUGUGUGAUGAUUCAAAGAUUAAAUUUAGUUUGUGUCUUUAUUUUUAUUGUCAGAGCAGUGUUCUUUAGUGCCACAAACUAAAAGGAAUAAAGAAAUUUGAUGAGACUUUGUCAUUGAAGGAGGCAUUUUCUUUUGCAUGUCAUUAAAAAUUAGUGUUCAUCAAUAGCUCUGACAGAGGCGAAAAUGACGGACACUUCGUGCGGUCUGACGAGGCAUUUUAGACCGAAAUGGCUGCAAAGGUUUGCAACGCCUCGGACCUACAUGGUCGUCUACGGUUUGCUGGGAACUAUCCAGGCCAUGAGCUUCGUUUAUUUUACUGUCACGUUAUCGAACAUAGAAAAACGAUUCAAAAUUUCCAGCAAAACAACCGGAAUGAUGCUGAGCGGCAACGAAGUGAGUCAAAUUUUGCUGUCCCUCUUCCUGACAUACGUGGGUGGUCAGAAAAACAGGCCGCUAUGGGUGGCUUGGGGGGUAGCUUGUUCGGCCGUUUCCUGCUUCAUCAUCAUCCUCCCCCAUGUGCUUUACGGGGCCGGCAAGGAUGCCUUGGCACUCACUCACGAGUACAUGGACGAGUCUAAAUUCCACAAUUACACUGAGAAAGAUUCUUUGGAGUUAUGCUCCAACACGACAGCCCCUACUUGCAAGCAGUACACAACAAGUGACUUCUCCGCGGUUCCAACGGUUACAAUAUUCAUUUCUCAGUUUAUUUUAGGAAUAGGAACUACCUUGUACUUCUCUCUUGGCCAAACAUACAUCGACGAUAAUACUGAGAAAACGAAAACGCCGAUGGUUCUAGCUAUCACACUGGCACUGCGCACAAUCGGCCCAGUAUUUGGGUUCCUAAUUGGCUUCAUCUGCAACAGAAUGUAUGUAGAUCCAACGCUAACGCCACAAAUCAGUGAAAAGGAUCCUAGAUGGAUUGGUGCCUGGUGGUUAGGGUGGAUUCUUCUAGGAGUGGCUCAAUUUUUAUUUGCAUUCAUAUUGGCAAUGUUUCCAAAAACUAUGCCUCGAAAAAGCAAAGGACAGCUAGAAGACAACCUAAUGGUGGCCAUUAAUGGCAUGAACACUAUGACGAAAACCAAAGAACUUGAUGGAGAUCAGAAAGGCGAGAAAAUACAACUCGGUGGCCCUUCAAAGACGGUGGAGCUAUCUUUCCAAGAUUUUCUUAAAGCUUUCAAAAGAAUAGUGACCAACAAAAUUUUGAUUGUGAACACGUGGUCGGGGAUUCUUUAUAUUAUAGGAGCCUCAGGGUUUAUCACCUAUAUGGUGAAGUAUUUAGAAGUUCAAUUCCAAAAAUCAGCAGCAGAGAGCAGUAAAGUAACAGGUCCCAUGGCGAUUUUGGCGAUGUGUCUUGGUUACUUAUCAGCUGGAUUUGUCAUCUCAAAAUACAAACCGAAAGCCUUCAAUUUGCUGAUGUGGAAUGUGAUCGGAGGAAUUACUUUUGUUGCGGGCCAAAUGAUAAUACUCAACUUAAGUUGCUCAGAACAGCCUUUAGUUGGAUAUAAUCCCGUACUCAACAGAGUAGAUUUAACGAGCAACUGUAACAGAGAAUGCGGCUGCAUGAACCUAAAAUACAGUCCUGUGUGCCAUCAGCGGUCAGAUCAGACAUUUUAUUCAGCCUGUCAUGCAGGGUGUACGAAAUCGUUCAAGAGUGCCAAUUCGCAGCCCGAAUACGGAAACUGUUCUUGUCCAUUUGCAAUGACGACAGGAGAGAGAUUCAAUAAUGAGAAUUUUAAAAACGAGUUGACUGAUAAUGGUCCUUCUACGCAUACUUGGACCAAAUUUCAAUAUAAAACUGAUGGAGACAACUUUCCGCAAGACACACUAAAAUCAGGGCCUUGUCCAGCAGAUUGCGGCUAUAAUUUUGUGGCAUUCUUAGCUGUUACAAGUGUGAUGCAUUUCAUAACAUCCUCUGGAAAAAUUGGAAAUAUUUUGAUCAACUACCGAGCUGUUUCGGUGGAGGACAAAACAUUCUCACAAGGACUUUCACUUCUAAUGCUCAGCUUGUUUGCUUUCAUUCCGGGUCCCAUUUUAUUUGGACACAUUAUAGACACCACUUGUAUAAUUUGGGAUGAAUCUUGCGGAGGCAAAGGAAAUUGUUGGCUCUACAAUAAAGAUGAAUUUAGGAGGAAACUCAAUUUAACAGCUAUAGUGUUUAUUGCAGGAGGAACUAUUCUAGAUGCUUGGGUGUGUUAUUUGGGCAAAGAUAUAGAUCUUUAUGGUGAAAAAGACUCAGCGCAUCCAGUGGAGAACAAUACAGAAAAGUUAGAAGAGAAAUCAGAGUCUUAGAAUCACUUGUACUUCUUGACGAAUGGACAUCGGCAUGGAGGUGUUUCAUGGGGAUAGAGAUGAUCCCCAAGAGAUAUUUUUGUAUUUUGAAGGGGACCGGUCAUUUACGUACGUAACCAGAUCCUGCAGAAGACCUUCUGUAAUUAUUACACGAACAUCUAACCUGAUUCCUCUGGUUGAAGAUUAUUGGUCCUACUGUAAGGGAAAUAAGGGUGAAAAACGGUUGCCGUUGUAAUCUACCUGACUAUCUUCUUUUCAUGCUUUUUAGAUUCUUCAUCGGCAUGGUGAGAAUGGGAAACAGAGAGGAGGAAGAGAGAGAUAGAGGAGAGAAAGACACACACAUACACACAUGCACCAAUAGAUCACUGAUUUCAGUAAUUUUCCUAUAAGUUUGAAGGCUCUUUUCAUAGACCCUUUUUUCUAUUCAGCUUCUCGAGGAACCUCAAUAAAAUUUUAAACUUCUCUCUCUUUGAAAGAUGAGUUCCCAAAUACCUGGUAUUUCUUGGUUUUUAAAUGAUGGCUUUUCACUUUCUUACUGGGUUAAUUCUUGUUAUCAAAAUUACAUAGGGUGGGGUGGGAUGUUCUCGAUCAACUAUGAUGACUUGAUGUAAAGGUCAAAAUGUAACCGAUGUAAAUUAAAAUUUACUUCGAUAUUUUCUAAAAAAUAUCUAUGCAAAAUAUUUAAAAUGCGUACCAUAAAUAUCAACACACAAUGAUUUUUUGUUGCGGAAGUUCCUGCAUCGUGCCUUAGGUACAUUUGUUUGUUAUUUUCCUCCCUUCAAGGGAAGAUCAUAUGGUAUUACCUACCUCCUCAUUCUGACUAAAGCAAGUAAUGACACUUGAGAUACUGAACAAAGUAAAAAUAUAAAAUGAAACUGAAAUACUAAAACAUUCCUCAAAAUUUUCUCAACUUUAAACCCUUUUGAAUUCUCCUUACGCACAAUAAAA